Coregonus sp. 'balchen' is the source of this 10936-nucleotide messenger RNA. The record is from the annotation of a GenBank genome assembly. NCBI's taxonomy places the organism in Eukaryota, Metazoa, Chordata, Actinopteri, Salmoniformes, Salmonidae.
AGGCUGAUUCCAGCAGAGGUGGACCGGUUCCUGUGCUGUGGUCCGUUGUACCAGGCCCUGAGGGACGGGGUGGCUCAGGCCCUGCUUGAGGCUCAUACUGACCCCCUCCGGACAACGCUGCAGGUCAGAGUCCUUUCCACACAUCCCUGGAACAUAGAGAUGCAGUAGUUUAUCAUAGUGUUCUAAAAAUAGUGAUCUAAUAGUGUUACCUACUUUAGAUUGUAUGUCUAUUUGAUAAGAGCAUCUGCUAAACGACUAAAAUGUCAAUGUAAAUGUUCUAUUUAAUUAUGUGCUCUGGUGCAUUCAAUAAUUCAAGAUAAUCAUUGACUGACUGUGUUCUGUCUCUGUUUCUUCUGUAGAAUCUGAGCUGCUCCAAAGCUUCAGCCCAAGUUCUCCUGGUCCUGGCCUCGUUCAGACAGGUCACCUGUCGCUUCGCAUCACCUGAUUCCAAAAUUCACCCCACUCCACAGGUGACCAUUCUCAAUUUAUAGUAAACUCUGUGCGGGUUUCCUGGACACAGAUUAAGCCUAGUCCUUGACUAAAAAGCAUUCUAAAUGGAUAUUCUCCAUCGAACUCGCUUAUUAGUCCAGGACUAAGGUCAAUCUGUGUCUGGGAAACUGCCCCUUAUUGUUAUAAACUCAUGUGGUAUGAAAUAGAAUUCCCCCCUGCCUUCUGAAAGAAAUUGUAACAUGAUUCUCUCAUUACAGGAGACAAGGAAACUGGAUGACUUCCUGAAGCACAGCCUAUCAGGUGAAUUCAGAAAGCUCUGCACAGCGCUGUUAUCCAAUCAGAUAGGUGGACCAGACUCUCCUCUCCAGAUCACCCAGACUGUUCCAGCUCAACGGCGCCUCCUGCUGGAGCUCCUGGUCCAUGCAUGCGCUGUGCUCCUCAGUGGGACUACACUGCUGGCUCCACUCCACCAGAUAGCCUCCCAGCCUCACAAUAUGACGGUGAGGCACUCUUUUUCUCUGAUACCCUGAAUAACAAAUGAACCCCUAGCCCCUACCCCCUUGGCACUUGUGACUAAGGGGUAAGGGCUAUCUCCACAAGUGGGGUAGGGGCUGGGGUAGAUACUGUAAUAAGAUCAUUGAGACUGAUAACCAGUUGUCCCACAGGGCUCCUAUUUGCCCACCAUGCCAGAUGAUCACACUAGUGAGGCUCGCCAGUGGAUGACUAAAGAGGGCAACAUCAAGUGGUACUGUAAGUAUUUGCUGGCAAAUGUAUUCUCGUGGUAUUGCUUUUGACAUCAUCAUUGCUUGUUGAUAUGCAGUAGUACUUAAUCAUUUGACUAUUUUGAUUGCAGUUUGUGCCAACGGUCAUGCGUGUUCUGUUGGAGAGGUGAGGGAUCCUUUCUUGUUUCUUUUGUAUCUCAUUUAGCAUUUUAUUCCUAUAGAUUUGACACUGUUCUUCUUCUUUAUCUUAGUGCGGGAAACCAGUGGCAAUAUCCAAAUGCCCUGACUGCGGUGUUCCAAUUGGUGGUCAAGGUCAUAACCCAGUUGCUGGAUUUACUCCUGCUCAGCAAAGGUCCUUUGCUUAACUGUCUCUCCCAAUAUACAACUGAGAAAUCUAGUUAAUGAGUUAAUGCCACAUUGACCUUUGAUCUCUGUGUGUGAAUUUAGUGUGGGGGAUCAGACCAGGACGGGGCACGUUUUGGGAGAGGUUUAUCGUAGGUCUGAGGCCCCAGAGAGACAGAUGUCAACAGCCCAGUCCUGCAUCCUUCGACUGCUCAACCAUCUGGCCAUGCUGCAAGGGACCAUAAAAAACUACCAGGUAAGGCCUGACCAAUAUCUCAAGCUAACAUCAAGUAGUUGGAUUAGGCAUCACAAGAAACCUGUGCUCGGAAGUACAAUGAUCACUUCUGGACAAUAUCUCAAGGAAUUAUCAACUGUUGAAAUGGGCAACACAUGAAGCCAUUAUGUUGGUUAAUUUAACUGUGUGAUGAUAAAAAUAAUGUUUCUUUGUGUCUGUGCAGGCAGUCAGUCAGAUGAUACACCCUGGUGUCCAAGAUGUCCGGGGGUUCCUGUGGAGCCACCUUGAGAAGGACAUGGAGGUGCUGGGUCGGACACUGGAUCAGAACAUGGACAACACGGCUGUUAUAGUUCAUCUGGUCCUCCACGCCUGUCUGGAGUUCACUGCAGGUGAUUACACUUGUCUUCCAUUUUGUUUUUACAAAUAGUUUUUUACAAAUAGUUUUACAAAUGUUAUAUAAAAAAUAUAAAUAAAAAGUUCCUCACAAUUCUUACAAAGAAAUGUCUAAAAUAUUGCCAUGUAAUGGUUGCACCUCAUAGUAUUUAUAGAGUUUGUGACUUCAGCUUAUCACACCUUGUCCUUGCAUUGCUGAACCAGGUUCUCGCCACACAAGACCAGACCUGUCCUCUCGACGUGGACGGGAACAGUGGGAGAAACUGGUCUGUGAUGCAGUUAUCAACCCAAUAAUCCAGGUAUGGUCAAGCUGUGAUUAGUUUAGGUUUUUGGUAACACUUUAUUUUAAGGUUUGAAGGGCACCUACAUAAGGACUAACACAGUCAUACAGUAUGCCUGGUGAAGGACUAUACUGAUUUGGGACACUAAACUACAUCCAAUGUUUUAUUGUACCUAUUAACCCACCCAUUUGAUCUCCAGCAUCUAAGGAGGAAACUGGCUGAAGCUCAGGACAGUAUCAGUGCAGAUAAAAGGCUGGGUGGAAGCCCCCUGAUGAGAUUACUCUAUGCGGACCCCCGACCCAUGCUGCCCCUGCUGCCCUCUCCCUCAGACUGCCCCACACACCACUCCUCCUUCUGGAGCCUGUCUGAAUCCCUCACCGUGGAGCACUUCUCUCAGAGAGUGGACCAGGAGCAGGGACACAACACCGUACCGCUCCUCAAACUCUUCCUUAAGAAGGUAACUGGAAGUGAAACUGCUCAAGAAUGGGAUUCAACAGAAGAAAUUCACACACAUUGCUUUACUUGAUAGCAAAGUUUCACUCCAUUCCAUUAUAUUGCCCUUCAUGUGACAUGAUGUUGUCCACAUUACUACCUGUUUAUAGAUAAUGGAGUAUGUUAUGGGAGAGUUUCCAUACUUGUCAGUGUGCUUAAAGACAUGUUUGUCUGUGUAUGUACACUACCGUUCAAAAGUUUGGGGUCACUUAGACAUGUCCUUGUUUUCGAAAGAAAAGCAAUUUUUUGACAAUUAAAAGAACAUCAAAUUGAUCAGAAAUACAGUGUAGACAUUGUUAAUGUUGUAAUGGCUAUUGUAGCUGGAAAAAACUGAUUUUUAAUGGAAUAUCUACAUAGGCGUACAGAGGCCCAUUAUCAGCAACCAUCAGUCCUGUGUUCCAAUGGCACGUUGUGUUUGCUAAUCCAAGUUUAUCAUUUUAAAAGGCUGAUUGAGCAUUAGAAAACCCUUUUGCAAUUUUGCAGACGCCUCACAGGUUGGCAGUGAAGAGGCAACUCCGGGAUGCUGAUCUAGGCAGAGUUGCAAAGAAAAAGUCCAAUGUCUAUGUUCUUUUGCCCAUCUUAAUAUUUUAUUUUUAUUGGCCAGUCUGAGAUAUGGCUUUUUCCUUACAACUCUGGCUAAGUCAGCAUCCCAGAGUCGCCUCCUCACUGUUGACGUUGAGACUGGUGUUUUGCGGGUACUAUUUAAUGAAGCUGCCAGUUGAGAACCUGUGAGGCGUCUGUUUCUCAAACUAGACACUCUAAUGUAUUUGUCCUCUUGAAAAGUUGUGCACCGGGGCCUCCCACUCCUCUUUCUAUUCUGGUUAGAGCCAGUUUGCGCUGUUCUGUGAAGGGAGUAGUACACAGCGUUGUACGAGAUCUUCAGUUUCUUGGCAAUUUCUCGCAUGGAAUAGCCUUCAUUUCUCAGAACAAGAAUAGACUGACGAGUUUCAGAAGAAAGUUAUUUGUUUCUGGCCAUUUUGAGCCUGUAAUCGAACCCACAAUUGCUGAUGCUCCAGAUACUCAACUAGUCUCAAGAAGGGCAGUUUUAUUGCUUCUUUAAUCAGCACAACAGUUUUCAGCUGUGCUAACAUAAUUGCAAAAGGGUUUUCUAAUGAUCAAUUAGCCUUUUAAAAUGAUAAACUUGGAUUAGCAAACACAACUUGCCAUUGGAACACAGGACUGAUGGUUGCUGAUAAUGGGCCUCUGUACGCCUAUGUAGAUAUUCCAUUAAAAAUCAGCCGUUUCCAGCUACAAUAGCCAUUUACAACAUUAACAAUGUCUACACUGUAUUUCUGAUCAAUUUGAUGUUAUUUUAAUGGACAAAAAAAUUGCUAAGUGACCCCAAACUUUUGAACGGUAGUGUAUAUGUGUUUGUCCGCUGUAGGUGCAGUGUGUGAGACAACUCCAUCAUCUACCAGAGCUGGCUGCCUUACAGGCUGACUUGUCCAGAAUGUUUCCCCUGACAGCUGAGAUGACCAGUCAGACCAUUGCCCAGGUGUUGCAGCACAUACAAACAGGUAUGUGGGAGUUAUUAUUCAGGUUGAUCAAUCAAUCAACCAAUCGAUCGAUCACUCAAUCAAUCCAAUUGGUCAAUGGUUUGACUGUCGCUAAACUAUACCACUGUAGGGUACCAGAAGAAAGUGCUGCUUGGGAGAAUGAAGGUCUUCAUGAAGGUGUGGAACUGCCUUAGGAUGGACGUGGCCAACAACGGUAUGUACAAAAAGCACAUUUAUUCCCCACUAUAUACUAACCACUGUUUUGUGUCCAUUUGGACAGUGUAUGGGGAAUGUUGUCGGAUAAAAUAGUCCUUUCUGUAUCUAACUCUGUGUGUACUGUGUGUGUAUCGCAUGUGUUUUGAGCAGCAGACUUAGGUGUGACACCACAGCUUUGUGAGAAGGAGCUGACCAUGGAGAGCUCUGGGGAGUUCCUGUCACUCAGUCGUCACGGUCCAGGGUCCUGCCUCCAGAUUCUGGUCCAAUUCCUGUCAGAGACUCACAACAGCCUGGUCAGAGAGGUUAGGAGACUCAGUCACCAUGACAACAGGUUAGUCACACCCACCAAACCUCUACUUUUGAUUAUUUGAUUGGCUAAAAUAUGGACCUUGACAUUUUGAUAGGCUUCGAAGACUCUGCAUUCAAAAAACAUCUCACACUGAGUAGGAGUGCUGAUCUAGGAUCAGUUUCCCCAUUUAAAUCAUAAUGAAUAACAUCAGCAUUCCUACUCUGAGGCACUUUAUGAAUAUUGGCACUGGUUCCCCAUCCCAUUCAUUAUAAUUUAAAAGGCUAAACUGAUCCUAGACCAGCACUCCUACUCUCAAACUGAUCCUAGACUGAGCCCUGAAUCUUAACUGUGAGAUGUUUUUGUUACACCCCUGCAGUGACUACAGUGUUCCUCUGGAGGGGGUGUCAGAGACACAGUUGACCCUGUGCCACCCUGAGAGGGAGCUGCUCCCCCUGGUGUUAUCCCACUGUCAUUACACACUGAGGACAGGCAGGGAGACAGAAAUCUGCUACAACCUGAUGGACAUCCAGGCACAACUGGCCCGCCACUUCCUAGCUGGGAAACCAAUCAUCCAAGCCGUAAGAGACAAAACUUUGAGAUAUCAUAUUGAUACAAUUAUUGUGCCUAAGAAACAUCCAUAUUUUGCUGUUGUUCUCCUUUAGUAUAUAUAUAAUACAUUUUUACAUGUACAUUUUUGUCAUUUAGCAGACGCUCAUAUCUAGAGCGACUUAGUUACUUUGUGCAUUCGUCUUGAAGUGAUACUCCAGAACUGUUGUAUAAUUCUGCCAGUAGUUUUGAAAGGGGUGCUCACAAGCCAGAAGAUAGCCCUAUUUGGUAGAAGACCAAGUCCAUAUUAUGCCAAGAACAGCUCAAAUAAGCAAAGAUAAACGACAGUCCAUCAUUACUUUAAGACAUGAAGGUCAGUCAAUAUGGAACAUUUAAAGAACUUUGAAAGUUUAUUCUAGUGCAGUCACAAAAACCAUCAAGCGCAAUGAUGAAACCGCCACAGGAAUGGAAGACCCAGAGAUACCUCUGCUGCAGAGGAUAAGUUCAUUAGUUACCAGUCUCAGAAAUUGCAGCCCAAAUGAAUGCUUCACAGAGUUCAAGUAACAGACACAUCUCAACAUCAACUGUUCAGAGGAGACUGUGUGAAUCAGGCCUUCAUGGUCGAAUUGCUGCAAAGAAACCACUACUAAAGGACACCAAUAAGAAGAAGAGACCUGCUUGGGCCAAGAAACAUGAGCAAUGGACAUUAGACCGGUGGAAAUUUGUCCUUUGGUCUGGAGUCCAAAAACCAUGUCUUUGUGAGAUGCGGUGUGGGUGAACGGAUGAUCUCCGCAUGUGUAGUUCCCACCGUAAAGCAUGGAGGAGGAGGUGUUAUGGUGUGGGGUUGCAUUGCUGGUGACACUGUCUGUGAUUUAUUUAGAAUUCAAGGCACACUUAACCAGCAUGGCUACCACAGCAUUCUGCAGCGAUACGCCAUCCCAUCUGGUUUGGGCUUAGUGGGACGAUCAUUUGUUUUUCAAUAGGACAAUGACCCAACACACCUCCAGGCUGUGUAAGGGCUAUUUGACCAUGAAGGAGAGUGAUGGAGUGCUGCAUCAGAUGACCUGUCCUCCACAAUCCCCCGACUUCAACCCAAUUGAGAUGGUUUGGGAUGAGUUGGACGGCAGAGUGAAGGAAAAGCAGCCAACAAGUGCUCAGCAUAUGUGGGAACUCCUUCAAGACUGUUGGAAAAGCAUUUCGGGUAAAGCUGGUUGAGAGAAUGCCAAGAGUGUGCAAAGCUGUCAUCAAGGUGAUGGGUGGCUAUUUGAAGAAUCUCAAAUAUAAAAUAUAUUUUGAUUUGUUUAACACUUUUUUGGUUACUACAUGAUUCCAUAUGUGUUAUUUCAUAGUUUUGAUGUCUUCACUAUUAUUCUACAAUGUAAAAAAUAGUAAAAAAUUAAGAAAAACCCUGGAAUGAGUAGGUGUGUCCAAACGUUUGACUGGUAGUGUAUAUAUAUAUAUAUAUAUAUAUAUAUAUUUUUUUUUUUUUGGGCAAUUCCUAUGAUAUGUUUCGAAUCCAAUUCGUACAAUAUGUUAUGAACUUGUUGUGCUUAAGAUCCCGGACUGCAUCUUUAAGAUAGCUAGGUAAGACAACCACAUACUGUAUGACAGUCAUAGUAAGUACGUUUUCCUCAAUAAAGUCGUUAUCAGCAAAGUCAUUGCUAGUAGGAAAAUAAAUGUGAUUUUUUAUUAAAUAAUAUGCAUUUACAGUAGCAAGUAUACUAACCAGGCAUGUGUUUGCAGGACACCUCAAGGUACUUGAACAGACAUCAGCAAGACUUCUCAGUAGUCCUUGAUGAAGUCAGGGCUAAGAUACCUCAGGUAAACAUACAUUUGCGCUCAGUUUGAGACUGUAUGCUUUUUUAAGCAUUGAAGUCAUGCCCAGCCCAGGCCCCAUUGAUUCAAUACCAGCCAAGUGUACAGACACACACAGUAGUCUUCCCCUGUGGGAUUUGAAGGGGCCAUUUUGUUUCGAGGUCAAAUUCCUAAACCCACCAUACCCAACUCUGUUUCCAUUCACUGGGCUGGGAGGUAAUCAGUCUCCCCAGCUAUGCGCCACUGUGCCCAGCUCUCUGCUUACAGUUGUUCUGUCUGUCUGUCUCUUUAUUUUGCGUUCUGUCUUCCGUUCCAUCUGUUUUUCUGUCUGUCAGGAGGCGCUGAAGGGUUCCGUUAGCGGUGCUAUGAGGACAGGACUGCGUUCGUACACCGAUGUGUGUGACGCUGUGUUCGCAGUGGAGAUUGGCCUGCGGUUCCUGGGAAAGACUAGCGGAGUGCCCCAUGUCCCACUCUUGUCCUACCUGACUGAGACGCUCAAGAUGGGCCCACAGAUCUCUAGCAGUGUAGCCAAGGUAGAGGAUCUUAACUCCAACAAUGUCUCCACCUAAUGCCCGCAGAUGCAGUGAUUAAUGUUUGUUCCUUGUAUCUAUUUUUGUCCGGGUAGAUUAUGCAUGUGCUCUCCUCAUGACUCUCCUUCCUAAGGCACAAAUAUACUAAUAUAUGUGAAAUGUAUGUAAUAGAGAGACAACUCUAUUACAGAGGUCCCCCUGCUUUGGCCCUUUUGACUGUACCCCUCUCAUGUCUCUGUCCCAGGUCCUUGGAGAGUGCAGACUGGAACACAGCACAUUUACCUGGCAGCUCCUUACCUGCUGGAAGUCUGAGCUAAUGCUGAGCAGAGGACAGGUGAGUUAACAUAUAGCCCAUACCUGUAUCUCCACGGGUGAGUUAACAUAUUGCCUAUAGCUGUAUCUCCACGGGUGAGUUAACACAUAGCCCAUACCUGUUCUCCACGGGUGAGUUAACAUAUAGCCCAUACCUGUAUCUCCACGGGUGAGUUAACAUAUAGCCCAUACCUUUAUCUCCACGGGUGAGUUAACAUAUUGCCAAUACCUGUAUCUCCAUGGGUGAGUUAACAUAUAGCCCAUACCUGUAUCUCCACAGGUGAGUUAACAUAUAGCCUAUACCUGUAUCUCCACGGGUGAGUUAACAUAUAGCCCAUACCUGUAUGUCCACGGGUGAGUUAACAUAUAGCUUAUACCUGUAUCUCCACAGGUGAGUUAACAUAUAGCCCAUACCUGUAUCUCCACGGGUGAGUUAACAUAUAGCUUAUACCUGUAUCUCCACAGGUGAGUUAACAUAUAGCCCAUAUCUGUAUGUCCACGGGUGAGUUAACAUAUAGCUUAUACCUGUAUCUCCACGGGUGAGUUAACAUAUAGCCUAUACCUGUUUCUCUACGGGUGAGUUAACAUAUAGCCCAUAACUGUAUCUCCACGUGGUGUAAAAUAACCCACAGUGUUGGUGUUAAUAACCAGAGUUAUUGUUUUACACUGUGGAAAGUGAAACAGUCAGGCAGUUAGUUGGAUAUACCAGUUCUAGUCAUAACAAUAAGUGGGAAUGAUAUGAGAUGACAUUAUCUCUACUGAUCUUUUCAUAUCAAUGAAUCUGUGCAUAGACCCAGCCCGGCUCACUUUUAAAGACCAAACCAACAAUACAAAAUCUGUCAGUGAAGUGAAACUCCCCCCCUGUGACCACAUUUAGUAGUUUGUCAUGGGGUCAACCCUUUCACCUACCUGACCCUUGACCCCUGCUAACCACCACUGGUUGACAUCAGGGACCACAUGCAGGCGGUCAGCCUCCAUCUGAGGUGUAAAUUCAGGCAUCGUGUGACAUUGGACAUGGCAGGCGUUGAACCAAAAACAAAUGUUGAUCCAAAAAACAGAAUUUCUGUUUAUUAUAAUAAUACUUGGGAUUGACAUAUGCUUGAUUGAAUCUCAGCUGGUACUCCUUGUAUAUACUGUAGCUUCAUUCUUGUGUAUUUUAUUCCUCAUUUGUUUGUUUAUCUUAUUUAACUCUGCAUCGUUGAGAAAUAACUUCUACGUAAGCAUUUCACUGUAAGGUUUAUACCUGUUGUAUUCGGUGCUUGUGACAAAUACAAUUUGAUUUGAUUUGAUUCAUAAUUUGAUUUCAUGAAAAGCGAGUCUUGUUCUCCUCUUCUGAUGAUGUGAGUUAAGAGAUUUAAUCUGAUCUAGGAUCUGUUUUUCUAUCCCUAAUUAUAUCACUUAUAUCACUGGUAUUUAUCUUGUGUUUGCUGCAUAUGGAUGUCUUGUGUUUGCAGGACCCGUUCCAGAGGCUGCCAUCAGAGUUCCAGCAGAAGUUAUCCGAGGAGGAGAGGAGAGAGCUGAGGGUCUUCUUCAGUGGGACAGACAUUGACAUACUCUCACUGGAGCUGCAUGAAAUCCUGCUCCUGAAGACCAACACUCAGGCUUUUUCAGACCAGGCUUAUCUACCACACUGGGAGUAAGGGCAUUAUUAUACAGAUUAGAGCUAGUGGGAAAGAUAGGCAACACUGAGAGAUGUGUGCUGUAGACUACCUAGGUCACAGUAGGGCUAAGGGCCUUUUUGUCUGCUUUCUGCUAUUGUCGACAUCACAUUGGCAAUCCAGCUCUCACGCCCUUUUAUGGUCAUUAACAGUAACUGACUAAACAAACCUCUUAUGGUCAUUCACAGUGACUAACAAAACAAACCUCUUAUGGUUGUUAACAGUAACUGACAAAACAAACCUCUUAUGGUUGUUAACAGUAACUGACAAAACAAACCUCUUAUGGUUUUUAACAGUAACUGACAAAACAAACCUUUUAUGGUUGUUAACAGUAACUGACAUAACAAACCUUUUAUGGUCAUUAAGAGUAACUGACAAAACAAACAAAGACACUAACCAUUUGUGGCUGAAUUAAGGAUCUGUAUGGGGCAAAUGUCGCACAAAUGUGUAAAACACAUUAUUUACAAAGCAUUUGAAUUAUUUGAUUAGCACUGCUGUCAUUAACAUCAUUACCCACCUUUGGACAGGACUUUGAUGUUGAUUAUACAUUUUUCUGAUCUUAAAAAAUAUAACAACAAACAACGUGUUCCCCUUGUAUUUUCAGCACCCUGUCCCUCACCCUGGCCACACUGAUGUUUAGACCAGAGGAAUCUGUCAAUCUGUUUAUAUGGACACUUCUUUCAAUCCCAAUAAAGCAGGGGCACACACUGAGAGACACACAGAGAGAGAUCCCCCUGGGACAUGAGGCGGGCCCUUUUGACUCCGAAGGGCUCGGGGUGUGACCCUUACCGGCGCCCAUCUGUCAGGGGAAAGGGACUUAAGUGAUAUACCCUCAGCCGGCACAGGUCACCCCUGCCCCCUUACUAAACCAGCAGCUGGGGCUAGGGACUGAAUAGGAAUGCAACUGUUGCUCUUAGGACAUGGGGUGUGAUGCUGUGUUGCCUCUCUUUGUCCUCGUUCCUGCUGUUGUGUGUGUGUGUGUGUGUGUGUGUGUGUGUGUGUGUGUGUGUGUGUCCACAGCAUCAGGUCCACUCUAGAGAGCCAUCUAGAAAAGAAGAGACUCCCACCCAUGCCUGGGCUUGACUCCCUACCAGAGGACAUCACUCUGGACAAAGGGGCAGAUAUGUGGAGAAUGGCUGUAGAGUUUAGAAAGAGAUAA